AUGCCAAACGUUCCAUGUGAAAGUUUCGCAGAUUUAGAAAGAAACAUGGAAAUUCUGGGCGUGAAAUUUGCACCGUUAAACGUACCUCUGGAAAGAAGAUUACAAACAUUAAUUGUUGCGAUAUGGAUUUUUGUCACCGCUUUCGGAGAUUUUUGGGGAUAUCUAAUUACAAUUUAUCUUAUAUUCUACACAGAAACGAUACGCUAUUUUUUAUUACUAUAUUUCCUCUGGAUGUAUUACGAUUGGGACACUUGCCAUAAUGGUGGUAGAAGUGAAAUAUGGACAAGAAUGGCAAGAAACAACGUGUUUUGGCGUCAUUUUUGCAAUUAUUUUCCGUUAAAAUUAGUGAAAAUGGUAGAUCUAGAUCCCAAAAAAUCUUAUCUUUUCGUUUCUGUACCUCAUGGUAUUUUAUCGAUUGGAAUAUUUGGUUCAUUUGCAUCAGACAUAUUGGACUGCAAGAAAUUAUUUCCCGGACUUGAAUUCCAUACAAUCACUCUCGAUCAACAUUUCAAAAUACCUUUAUUCAGAGAAUAUCCUUAUUCCUUAGAAUUUAGUUUUUGCACUUAUCUUACGGCGUUGGUUCCUGUCUUUUCUUUUGGCGAAACGGAUUUAUAUAAUCAAAUAUACAGCCCAGAAGGAUCGACUCUUAGACGCAUACAGAACUAUAUUCGCAAUCUUAUUGGACUAGCACCCAUCGUUUUUUCGGGCAGAGGAUUCUUUCAGUAUUCAUUUGGUCUUAUUCCGAAGCGCUUACCUGUCACCGUAGUCGUUGGCAGUCCUAUUGAACUACCGAAAAUAGAUGAACCCACGACUGAGCAAAUCAACGAAUAUCACGAAAAAUUUAUGAAAAGUUUAGUUGAACUCUUCGAAACGCAAAAGUAUAAUUAUAUCAAAAAUGCAGAGAAUGUUACUCUCGAACUAUAA
This is a messenger RNA of Atta colombica, 924 nucleotides long. RefSeq names its product 2-acylglycerol O-acyltransferase 2-B-like. The record is from RefSeq and is a predicted model, not a curated record. Bases 1 to 924 code for a protein of 307 amino acids. Gene Ontology annotation, cellular component: endoplasmic reticulum membrane. Lineage: Eukaryota; Metazoa; Arthropoda; Insecta; Hymenoptera; Formicidae. Gene Ontology annotation, molecular function: diacylglycerol O-acyltransferase activity. The transcript has 6 exons. Gene Ontology annotation, biological process: triglyceride biosynthetic process.